AUGGCGUUGGGGAAUAGGUCACGCAGUAGCAGUAACAAGCGCUCGUCGUCGAGCUCUUACACAUCGACCGUUAUGGUAAUGGGGUUCGUAGCCUUGUGUGUGGUUGGUGUGUGGAUGAUGAAUUACUCUAGCGGUGGAGUUUCGACUCAAACUGCCACCACCGCGCGAACCGCCACCUCCACUUCCUCGUCGGCUACUUCCUCGGAUGAAAACAAUGCACUCGUUGAAAAUAAUAAUAAUGCAAAUGAGAAGCCAAAGGCCUUUGAAGACAAUCCGGGUGAACUUCCGGACGAUGCUAUGAAAAAUGGUGAUGGGACUAACAAAGCGGAUGCUGCUGCUAACAACGAGGCAAAGACGUCCCAAGAAACUAAACAAGAGCAAGCUGCUGCUGAAGAACAGAAAGAGGAUCAGAAGCAGCAAUUGUUCAAUCAAGCACAAUUAUCUGAGGAAAGCACUAUACCUGAAAACCAACAAGCUGUACAAACGACCACUGACCAAGAUAAGGUCAUCACUGCUGAUGAUCAACCUGGCGUGAAAAAUCAGCAACAGACAAACAAGAACAGCAGUGGAAAUGAUCAAACAAAUGUAGAGAGCAAACCUCAAGAACAACCUGCAGAAACAAAUGUUGAUCAAAACAAGCAAAACAAUAAUGCGGAAGCUUUUCAGGACCAAAAACCGGGGAAUGCAGAUCAAGCACGAGUGCAACCACAACAGCAGCAGCAGGAACAACCACAACAGCAGUCGCAAGGUGUUGAAAGAAAUGAAAAUCCACAGGAGUCCCAGAAUAAUAUUCAAGACUCCUCAAAUCAACAGCAGCAACAACAACCGCAGCAGCCUGAGAAUCAGCAUCAACAACAUAAUCAGGAACAAGAGCAACAUGACCAACAAAAACAGCAACAAUACCCUGACGAGACGAACCAUGCUCACACCCUAACAAAUGAGCCUGACCAACAAAAGCAAAACCAAGGACAACCACAACAGCAGCAGCAUCCGCAGCAGCCACUACAACAACAAGAAUCUCAUCCUCAGCGAAAGAAAGGUAAUGGUGAUCAAAACAGUAAGGCCAGCGAGUCCAACUCGGGUGACACGCUACUCAACGGCGGGGACAGCUCGGGCAUUCCGAAAGAGUCAAAGGAUUCGAAGAAGUCGUGGGGGACUCAAGCGGAUCAGUCGGAGAACGAGAAGGAGAGGCGCAAGGAUGAAAAAGAAGGUCAAGAUAGCAUCUAUGGGUACUCGUGGCAGCUUUGCAAUACGACUACGGGUCCGGAUUAUAUACCUUGUUUGGACAACACAAAGGCAAUAAAGAAGCUGCGUUCGACCAAACACUUCCAGCACCGAGAAAGGCAUUGUCCGCAGGAGGGUCCCACUUGCCUGGUUCCACUGCCGGAGGGUUACAAGACGCCGAUCGAGUGGCCGAAAAGCAGAGACAAGAUAUGGUAUCACAAUGUACCGCACACAUUGCUGGCGGAGGUGAAGGGACACCAGAACUGGGUUAAGGUGUCCGGUGAGUUGCUAACUUUUCCGGGUGGUGGGACCCAGUUCAUACAUGGUGCUCUCCUCUACAUUGAUUUCCUUCAAGACGCAGUACCGAAUCUCGCAUGGGGAAAGCGCACUCGAGUUAUACUGGACGUUGGUUGUGGUGUUGCGAGUCUUGGGGGUUAUCUUUUUGACAGAGAUGUUCUUACAAUGUCAUUUGCACCCAAAGAUGAGCAUGAAGCUCAAGUUCAAUUUGCCCUGGAAAGGGGUAUUCCUGCCAUUUCAGCUGUCAUGGGUACUCAGAGGCUGCCCUUCCCCAGCAGGGUCUUUGAUGCCGUCCACUGUGCACGAUGCAGAGUGCCUUGGCACAGCGAAGGUGGAAUGCUUCUUUUGGAAUUGAAUCGUGUUUUGAGGCCCGGGGGUUACUUCAUUUGGUCAGCCACUCCUGUUUAUGGAAAGGGCGACGAAGAUAAAGAAAUAUGGAAAGAAAUGACUGCCUUAACAAAGUCUAUGUGUUGGGAUCUUGUCGUGAUCAAGAACCACAAAGUAAAUUCAGUUGCGGCUGCUAUCUACCGGAAGCCAACCUCGAACGAAUGCUAUGAACAAAGAAAGCAAAAUCAGCCUCCUAUGUGCAAGACCGAUGAUGACCCCAACGCUGCCUGGUAUGUACCUCUGCAGGCCUGUAUGCACAGGGUUCCCGUUGACACAUCUGAGAGAGGGACUCAAUGGCCUGAUAACUGGCCUAAUCGACUGCAAACUCCUCCUUACUGGUUAAACAGCUCCCAAAUGGGUAUUUAUGGAAAACCAGCACCCCAAGAUUUUGCAAGAGAUUAUGAACACUGGAAACGUGUGAUCAACAACAGUUACAUGAAGAGUUUGGGUAUCAAUUGGUCCGGAGUCAGAAAUGUCAUGGAUAUGAGAUCUGUGUAUGGAGGGUUUGCCGCGGCUCUCAGGGAUCUUAAAGUGUGGGUGAUGAAUGUGGUGAAUGUAGAUUCUGCAGAUACUCUCCCCAUCAUAUAUGAACGGGGUCUUUUUGGAAUAUAUCAUGAUUGGUGUGAAUCUUUCAGCACCUAUCCAAGAACCUAUGACCUCGUCCAUGCAGAUCAUCUAUUUUCUUCGCUCAAAAAGAGGUGCAGACUUGCUCCAGUAAUGGCAGAAAUUGAUCGGAUUGUCAGGCCGGGAGGUAAAUUGAUUGUCCGUGAUGAAUCCAGCGCAAUUGGGGAGGUGGAGAACUUGUUGAAGUCUCUGCACUGGGAGGUUCACCUGACCUUCUCCAAAAACCAAGAAGGAAUGCUUAGUGCACAGAAAGGCAAUUGGCGGCCAACCAUAUUGGCAGAUAGUUCUUAA
This is a messenger RNA of Argentina anserina (silverweed cinquefoil), 2823 nucleotides long. RefSeq names its product probable methyltransferase PMT27. Gene Ontology annotation, cellular component: trans-Golgi network; endosome; cytoplasm. The record is from RefSeq and is a predicted model, not a curated record. Lineage: Eukaryota; Viridiplantae; Streptophyta; Magnoliopsida; Rosales; Rosaceae. The transcript has 8 exons. Gene Ontology annotation, molecular function: methyltransferase activity. Bases 1 to 2823 code for a protein of 940 amino acids.